CCCCGGGCGGAUGGACAAGAUGCAGGAGACGCUGCUGGGCUUUGAGGAGGGCCUGGCCUGCCCCAGCCCAGCCUUUCUGUCCUCCUGGGACUGGAAGGACACGCCGCUGCCGCUGCCGCCGUCGGGACCGAGGCCGCCUCCAGGCCCGGGCCCGGGGCCCUUCGAGCUGGGUCGGGCCGGCUCCCCUCAGAGCCUGUCCCCCACACCGUCUUUCGCCUCGUCUUCCUCGCCCGCCCACCCCGGGGUGACCUGCGGCCACGGAGGCGCGGGCGGCGGGGGCGGCGGCGGCCUGGUGGCGUGCGGGAUGCUGGCCUUCUCCUCCGCCUACCUGCAGAGCCCGGGCCCCAGCAAGGCCCCGCGGGGCGCCAAGGUGCGGAUGUCGGCCCAGCGGCGGCGCAAGGCCAGCGAGCGCGAGAAGCUGCGGAUGCGGGCGCUGGCCGACGCCCUGCACACGCUGCGCAAUUACCUGCCGCCGGUGUACAGCCAGCGGGGUCAGCCCCUCACCAAGAUCCAGACCCUGAAGUACACUAUCAAGUACAUCGGCGAGCUCACCGACCUCCUGAACGGCUCCCCGCGGCCCUAGCGGGGUGCCCGAGCUGGGGGCGCCGCGGCCUCACCCGGGACACGGACGAGCCGAGCCCGACGGGCUUCUGCCAGCCUUGGCUUGGCACCUACAUGACACAAGGGCCAUCGCGUCCGUCUGGCCCAGGAGGACGAGGCGCCGGCUGGGGGGACUUUUCACUGGAGCUCCUCCGCGGGGGCAGCGCACUUCCCUUCCCGCCUGGCCCGAUAGCAUUGCCUGGGAGCUGUCCAGCCCCGCCGGGCCGGGACACCUGGAUCUCCGCGGCUGGGACCUGGCGUGAAUUCGCUUUCGGAAGAGGUGCCAUGGGCGGGGGGGAGGGGGAUGUCUAAAGGGCAUCUCCCCAGUGGCUGCAGGGGUGGCCCUCUGUCCACGCAGAGCCGGAGCGGCCCCCAUCCUCCACCUUCCCCCACCAACUGCCCAGACGCACGUCAGGGGUCAUUAGGGACCUCGUCAAGGUAGCCUGGAAAGGAUGAAGGUCUUCGGAAGCGCCCUUGGUCAACAGUGGGGACACGCUGCCCCUCGGCUUGCGCUCCCCACUCCCCACUCCGCCCUGGACUCCUCCUUCCCACUGGCGGCCCCUUCUGGGUGCUGAGAGAUGGGCCGCCUUGUGGUCUUUUUGGGGGUGGGGGGCUGGGAAGGACAGUCUCCCCCUCCCCCCCACUGAUGGCUCAGAUGUGCCUCGGGUGUGUUCAUGGGAGUGGGGGAAGGCUCUCAGGUCCGGGUGGGCAGCAGGACACAGGGGAGCCAUGAAAUGGCCCUCCGAGAUCAGAAGAGAAUGGCUGCGCUCUCCUGGGCUUAGAGGAGAGGGCAUGGAGGCUGCAGGAAGGAGAGCCGGAGGAAGAGGCUUUGACCAAGUCUGAUGAGCCCUCCGAGCAUGAAGCCCAUCCCAAAGGAAGGGCACAGAGGGACUGAGGAACUUCAGAACAGGAAGGAGAAGAGUGCUCACCUUCCUCAUUGUACAGAUGGGGAGACUGAGGCCCAGAGGAGGAGUCUGACUUGCUAAGGACCUUACUGUGUGGCCAUUAAGGAGGCAGAUGGGUCCUCCCUUUCAGGAAUCUCAGCUGAGUAGCACUCAGUUCCAGGAACCAGGCAAGACCAGGAGAGAAGGUGUGGACAACCUAGACAAAGUGCAGCUCACCAGGACCGGGAGGUGCUCUCUAACCCCUGGCCCACAGCCUUGAAUGUGGCAGCUUAAUGCAAGUUUCCUAAAUUCAAGUGAGCUUUGCCUUCUGGAAAGUCUGCCUCUUUCUACUGCCUGGCAUCCCUUGGCUGUCCCAACCCAGGCCAUUGUGGUUGGAUGUGGCCCAGCUGGGCACCUGAAAUAUGGACUUCAAUGAAAUGGUCUGAGGGUCCUAGAUCUGGGAGGGACCUCGAAGGUCUGUGAGUCCAUUUUAUAGAUGAACAAGUUGAGACCUAGAGAAGUAGUGGUUUGGAUGAAGUCACAGGACUUCUCUCUCCCCUGAUACCCCUCUCUGGUCAGGUAUGAAAAGUUUUCCUUUAAUGCUCCCCCUAACCCCAACAACAAGAGCGCAGACAUUAAUGGAGGGAGGGAAUGGGGGAGGCAAUUUUCUGCCCUCCCCCAGCCACUGCAAUAAACACUUCUCAACA
Messenger RNA from Monodelphis domestica (gray short-tailed opossum), 2191 nucleotides. The record is from RefSeq and is a predicted model, not a curated record. Lineage: Eukaryota; Metazoa; Chordata; Mammalia; Didelphimorphia; Didelphidae.